UACGCUCCCGUGCAGAGGGCGCCCAGGCCGCGAACCCGCGCUUUCAUGCCCCAGGAAGAAGCUGCGUCGCGGUGGCGCUGAGCGAGGAGCGGGCAGCAGGAAAUACAAUAGCAGCCAUGAUAGAAGACAAAGGACCAAGAGUGACAGACUACUUUGUUGUGGCAGGUCUCACUGAUACAUCUACUCUUUUGGAUCAAGAAAUAAAUCGUUUGGAUACUAAGUCAACUGGACCUAAAGCUCCAAUUACAGACAUUGCAGUUAUUAUCAAAUCAGCUGGGGAAACGGUCCCUGAAGGUUACACCUGUGUUGAAGCCACUCCAUCAUCUCUCCAAGCAAACUUGAACUAUGGAAGUCUGAAAAGCCCAGAACUUUUCCUCUGUUACAAGAGAGGGAGAGAUAAACCACCCCUUACAGAUAUUGGAGUUUUAUAUGAAGGGAAAGAACGGCUUAUUCCAGGAUGUGAAGUGAUCCAAGCCACGCCCUAUGGUCGCUGUGCCAAUGUCAACAACAGUUCAGCUACUUCGCAAAGAAUCUUUAUCACUUACCGAAGAGCUCCUUUAAUUCGACCCCAGAAUUCCUUGGCUGUAACUGAUAUCUGUGUUAUUGUAACGAGUAAAGGAGAAACCCCUCCUCAUACCUUCUGCAAAGUAGACAAAAACUUAAAUUGUGGAAUGUGGGGUUCCAGUGUGUAUCUGUGUUAUAAGAAGUCUGUGCCUGCUUCAAAUGCAAUAGCAUAUAAAGCUGGUUUAAUUUUUAGAUACCCAGAAGAUGAUUAUGAGUCAUUUCCCCUCUCAGAAUCUGUACCUCUCUUUUGCCUUCCUAUGGGAGCCACAAUUGAAUGCUGGGAUCCUCAAACCAAAUAUCCACUUCCAGUUUUUUCGACUUUUGUCCUGACAGGUUCUUCAGCUGAAAAGGUAUAUGGAGCUGCCAUCCAGUUUUAUGAACCUUACUCCCGGGAACUUUUAACAGAGAAACAGCUUAUGCAGCUGGGCCUGUUGACACCUGUGGAGAGAAAAGUGAUCUCCAAAUCCAUCAAUUCAAACAAAUGCAUUUGUUUACUUUCGCACUGGCCUUUUUUUGAAGCCUUUAGAAAAUUUCUUAUGUUUAUCUACAAACUUUCUGUGUCUGGACCACAUCCUCUUCCCAUUGAAAAGCAUAUUUCACAUUUUAUGCAAAACAUCCCUUUUCCUUCACCACAAAGACCAAGAAUCCUUGUACAGCUGUCAGUCCACGAUGCAUUAAUAUUAUCUCAACCAGUAUCUACACCUUUACCACUAAGUGGCGCCAACUUUAGCACUUUGCUAAUGAAUCUAGGUCCUGAGAAUUGUGCAACACUACUGCUCUUUGUUUUACUUGAGAGCAAGAUUCUCCUACAUUCUCUUAGGCCAGCUGUGUUGACUGGGGUAGCUGAAGCUGUGGUAGCUAUGAUCUUUCCAUUUCAGUGGCAAUGCCCAUAUAUUCCCCUUUGCCCUCUCUCACUGGCUGCAGUGCUUAGUGCACCUUUCCCAUUUAUAGUUGGAGUUGACUCAAGGUAUUUUGAUCUUCAUGACCCACCACAAGAUGUUGUUUGCAUUGACUUGGAUACGAACAUGUUAUAUACAUCAGAUGAAAAGAAGAGCAUGAAUUGGAAACAGCUUCCCAAGAAGCCAUGCAAAAAUCUACUUAGCACAUUAAAGAAGUUGUAUCCUCAACUGUCUUCAGUUCACAGAAAAACUCAAGAAGGAUCAGCAAUUGAGAUGACUCCAAUAGAAGCAGAUUUCUCCUGGCAAAAAAAGAUGACUCAACUUGAAAUGGAAAUUCAAGAAGCAUUUUUGCGCUUCAUGGCAUCUGUGUUAAAAGGAUAUAGAUCAUAUCUCAGACCAAUCACAGAAGCUCCUUCAAAUAAGGCCACAGCUGCUGAUUCAUUGUUUGACCGACAGGGAUUUCUGAAAAGUCGAGAUCGUGCCUAUACAAAAUUCUAUACCCUUUUAACUAAAACACAGAUUUUUAUUCGUUUCAUUGAAGAAUGUAGUUUUGUAAGUGAUAAAGAUACUGGAUUUGCAUUUUUUGAUGACUGCAUAGAAAAGUUGUUUCCUGAUAAAGGCACAGAGAAAACAGAUAAGAGUGAUUUUGAUUCAACAGAAGAUACCAAAUUAAUAGAACUAGAUGAUUCACAGAAAAGUGAGCACACUGUGUUUGUAAUGCCACCAGAGCCACCUCCUGAUGAUGGAAAGGACCUGUCAGCAAAGUACAGUUACAAAUACUUUCCAAGACUGGACCUUAAGCUUUUUGACAGGCCACAGGAGUUGAAACUUUGUUUUAGUAGACACCCUACUGGGAAUAGCAUUACAAACAGUCCAGCUCUCAUGGCUAAGAGAACUAAACAGGAGAUAAAAACAGCUCAUAAAUUGGCAAAGAGAUGUUAUACAAACCCUCCACAAUGGGCUAAAUGUCUGUUCAGUCAUUGUUACAGUUUAUGGUUUAUUUGUCUCCCAGCCUAUGUUAGAGUUUCUCAUCCUAAGGUUAAAGCACUUCAACAGGCAUAUGAUGUACUAAUUAAGAUGAGGAAAACAGACGUGGACCCACUAGAUGAGGUGUGCUAUCGUGUAGUAAUGCAGCUUUGUGGACUUUGGGGUCAUCCUGUUUUAGCAGUGAGAGUCUUAUUUGAAAUGAAAACUGCUAAGAUAAAGCCAAAUGCUAUUACUUAUGGUUACUAUAAUAAGGUUGUUUUGGAGAGCCCAUGGCCUAGCAGUACCCGCAGUGGUAUCUUCUUGUGGACAAAGAUACGGAAUGUGGUACGUGGUUUGGCACAAUUUAGGCAGCCACUUAAAAAGACUGUGCAAAAGUCUGAGAUCUCUUCAAUAUCAGUUCCUCAGAAUGCCACAAGUGGAAGUGAUGGGGACACGGUGAGCCAUGGUAGCGUGGAUAGUUCUAAUGAUGCUAACAGUGGGGAGCACACAGUCUUCGUCAGAGACUUAAUCAGGCUUGAAUCCAUUGAUAAUCACUCUAGCACAGGUGGUCAGUCUGACCAAGGCUAUGGGUCUAAGGAUGAACUUAUAAAGGAUGAUGUAAAAAUUCAUGUGCCUGAAGUAAAAGUAGCAAGAGAGUUGAUAACUAAGACAAAAGUGCAAACAGAAGAGGUGUGUGAUAUCUCUACUAUUGUGGCAAAACAUUCACAACCUAGUCCAGAACCUCAGAGUGCUACUGAGCCUCCUGCAUGGGGAAAUAGCAUUGUGAAAGUUCCAUCUGGUAUAUUUGAUGUCCACAGCAGGAAAAGCAGCACUGGUAGUCCAUCAAAUGUACUAUUUUCUUCUCACGAUCCAGUUGAAGAUACAGUCUUUGGUGAAAUUCCUAAUCUCAAGAAGAAUGGCGAUAGAGGAGAAAAAAGACAAAAGCAUUUUUCAGAGAGGAGUUGCAGUUUUAGCUCAGAAAGUCGAGCAGGAAUGUUACUUAAGAAGAACAGCUUGGAUUUGAAUUCAAGUGAAAUGGCUAUCAUGUUGGGAGCAGAUGCUAAGAUUCUCACAGCAGCAUUGACGUGUUCUAAGACUUCCCCACUACAUAGCAUAAGAAGCCAUAACUUUGAGAAUCAUGGGGCUGAUGCUAGGACUUGUGUGUCUGAAAGCACUCAAAAUUCUGAACACAGAUCAUCUCCUGUGCUGGAAAUGCUUGAGGAAAGCCAGGAGCUCCUAGAGCCUGUGGUUGUGGUUGGUGAUAAUGUAGCUAAAACCAGUAUGACAAAGGAUACACAUGGCAGUCAACAAAGUGAUAGUAAGAGUAACCAGUCCAUAAAUGCAGAAACAGGAGCUAAAGAUCUAAUGAAUAAGAGAAAUAGUUUGUAUGGUGUUGCUAAAGCUGUUGAGAGAGAAGAUGUGGAAACUGGACUAGAUCCUUUGUCUCUUUUAGCCACUGAAUGUACAGGAGAAACAACUCCUGAUUCUGAAGAUAAGAUGUUUUCUCCAGUUAUUGCACGUAAUCUGGCUGAUGAAAUUGAAAGCUAUAUGAACCUAAAAAGUCCCCUGGGUAGUAAAUCUUCUAGUAUGGAAUUACACGGAGAAGGAAACAAAGAGUCUAGCACUUCCACUGCUGCAUUUAUUCACCCACUAGAGAGGAGAUCAAGUUUACCUUCAGAUCAUGGUUCACCAGCACAAGAAAAUCCUGAAAGUGAAAAGAGCUCCCCUGCAGUGUCUAGGUCUAAAACUUUUACUGGGCGUUUGAAGCAACAAGCUUCUUUCCGAACUCAUAAAGAUCGUUCAACUUCUUUAUCAGCAUUGGUGCGUUCUUCACCACAUGGCUCAUUGGGUUCUGUAGUAAAUUCUUUGUCAGGGCUCAAGCUGGAUAACAUACUCUCAGGGCCAAAGAUAGAUGUCCUAAAAUCUGGUAUGAAACAAGCAGCAACUGUAGCCAGUAAGAUGUGGGUUGCUGUAUCAUCUGUCUACAGCUACUCAGAUGAUGAGGAGGAAACUAGUAGAGAUUACAGCUUCCCAGCUGGCCUAGAAGACCAUAUCUUGGGGGAGAAUGUAUCGCCUAACACCAGUAUCUCAGGGUUGGUCCCCGGUGAACUUACCCAGAGCAACACAAGCCUUGGCAGUAGCAGCAGCAGUGGAGAUAUAGGAAAACUGUCUUAUUUAACAGGUGAAGUUCCGUUUCCAAGAAGCAUAAAAGGGCAGGACUUUGAAAAAUCAGACCAUGGUUCUUCUCAAAAUACCAGCAUGUCUAGCAUCUAUCAGAAUUGUGCAAUGGAGGUUUUGAUGUCCAGCUGUUCACAGUGUAGAGCUUGUGGAGCUUUAGUUUAUGAUGAAGAGAUUAUGGCUGGAUGGACGGCAGAUGAUUCAAAUUUAAACACAACAUGCCCAUUCUGUAAAAGCAACUUCUUGCCUCUUCUCAAAAUAGAAUUUAAAGACUUGAGAGGCUCUGCAAGCUUUUUCUUGAAACCAAGUACCUCUGGCGACAGUUUACAAAGUGGCAGCAUUCCAUUGGCAAGUGAACCCUCAGAGUACAAACCUGUACCUCGUUCAGCAGAACCUGACUUGAUCAGCUUUAUGGAUUUCCAAAAACAUAAUCAGACCAUAACUGAAGAAACAAGCUCUGCAGUUGAAUCAAGUGAUGAAGUAAGGAAAGCCAGUGGAGAUGUCCAAAGUAUGAAAACUUCAUCUGUGCCUAAUAGUUUAUCAAAGAGAAAUGUGUCUUUAACUCGAAGUCACAGUGUUGGAGGUCCUUUACAAAAUAUUGACUUUUCCCAGAGACCAUUUCAUGGCAUUUCAACAGUUAGUCUUCCAAACAGUCUGCAGGAAGUUAUGGAUCCUUUAGGAAAAAGACCCAAUCCUCCCCCUGUUUCUGUGCCCUACUUGAGUCCUCUUGUGCUGCGUAAAGAACUUGAAUCUUUGCUAGAAAAUGAAGGUGAUCAAGUGAUUCAUACAUCAUCUUUCAUCAAUCAACAUCCCAUCAUUUUCUGGAACCUUGUGUGGUAUUUCAGACGUUUGGACCUUCCUAGCAAUUUGCCAGGACUUAUCCUGACAUCUGAACAUUGUAAUGAAGGUGUACAGCUUCCUCUAUCAUCUCUGUCCCAGGAUAGCAAACUUGUAUAUAUUCAGCUCUUAUGGGAUAAUAUCAACCUUCAUCAAGAACCAGGAGAACCUCUUUAUGUCUCAUGGAGGAAUUUUAAUUCUGAAAAGAAAUUGUCUGUCCUGUCAGAGGAACAACAAGCAACAAGCACUUUAGUAGAAGCUAUUAAGCAGAGUAUUCAACGUAAUGAUGUUCUAAAACCUAUCAGCCUGCUUUCACAGCACAUGAAGCCGAAUGUGAAAAGACAAAGGAGUUUAUACAGAGAAAUCCUCUUCUUAUCAUUAGUGUCACUUGGGAGAGAGAAUAUUGACAUUGAGGCUUUUGACAAUGAAUAUGGACUUGCAUACAAUAGUCUACCUUCAGAGAUUCUUGAAAAGUUGCAGAAAAUUGAUGCUCCACCAAGUGUCAGUGUGGAAUGGUGCAGGAAGUGUUUUGGAGCGCCUCUCAUUUAAAUAAAGGAUUCGUUAGAAUUUUGACACAUAGUACCAGGGAAGUAGAUUGUCUGGAAACAUUCAAGAUUUUUUCCAGCUCCUGAGAAUUAGUGAAAACUGAAAUGAAGUUAACUCUUAGGUAAUAUAUAAUUAAUUGUAAUUCAUACUGAAAUCAUCUCAAAAUGUAAAAUGCUGUUAAAAUCCCCCAGGGUUUAUUGAUGUUGAAGACUUCCAACUCCUGAAUUGUUUGCCUCUGGUGAAAACUAUUAUUUGGAUUUACUCAGUAUUUCUAAUAGUUUGAUAGAAAUAAGAAACCACUCAUGCUAGGCAUUUUGUUUAUAUUUGAUUUGAAGCUGUUGAGUUUGGGAAAUGGCAGAUCAAACUUGCCUAAUCCCAAACAAAUGAAAUAACUCAAUUAUAAGAGCAAUUAUUUGUGUAUGUGUAUAUGUGUGGGGCUGUGUAGGUAUGUCUAUGUAUAGCCAUAUUUUACAUGUAUAUUUAUUAAAAUUCUUAGAUUGCAUGUUGCAAUACAAUUUUCUGAAAGGGGUCUCAUUGACUAUCAAGUAAAUGACUACUACCAAACUUGUCUGUAGUCGUUAAUCUCAAAUUUCCUGAAAAUCUGAUAACUGCCUUCCCUCCAACUUUCAUAUCUUGGUUUGUUAUUACAUUGCAUAAUGACUGUAUUUUGAAUAUCUAGUUGCUUCCAUCCUCUUCCCAAAACUUAAUUUGCCAAGGCUUUGAAAUGGGAAUAAACUGAUCAGAUACUUAAAUUGAGAUGCAAUUAGCUUUAUAAUUUGUGAGAUUGAUUGGUACAUGCUUAAAAUGCUAAAAUUAGUGUCUGAACGGGAAUCUUUGUUCAAGACAUAACUUGUUGCUGUUGGUCACUUUUUGAACCUGUGGGAUAAAUUUGCACUGUACAUUUUUAUUUUUGUAUAAUAGUUAUAUAUGCUUUUGAGUAAAAGUGUGAAUUUGUAAAUACUACUUUUUGGUUAAACCAAUUAAGUCUCAUAAUUUUGAAGCUUACUGAGCAUAUGCCAGUAUGUUUAAGAAAAUCAUGACCUCACAAUGCCUCACUUUCACAUGUAUCAUGCCUUUCAUUAAAAAAUAUGCAUUAAGGAACAGUAAACUUGCCUUAACUCUGCAUGGUUUUAAAAAAAACCAGUGGUUGCAUGUUUCCAGUUUAUGCAGAUGACUAAAUCCAUUGACACAAAAAGGUUAUUCCCAUUUGCUAAACAGCACAAAUUGUGUUGACUUAUAUGAUUUAGGCAUUUACCUUUGAAGAAUUUAGUCUGAAUUUAUUGUGAAAGUGCUGAGUGAAAGAACCUGACAUAAAUCAUGUACAAUUUUCAUUACUUUCAAAAUGAAUCUUUUGCACUGUCUCAAGAGUAUAUUUUUACAAUUUACAACUUGGUACUAGUUUUAAUACAGAACACUGACUCGACAGAAAAUUUGAAAUUACCUUGCAUAAAAAACUGAGGUUGAAUAAAGUGAAAAAUUAAGUUUGCUGUGCUUGUGUUUGUUAAAUUUCUAAUGAUCUUGAAAUCUUCAAAAUUAUUUUUCUCCUAGUUUUUACCUACCAAAGCACUUCCUGUUUACUGUCUAAUGAAGAUUUUGCAGAUUUUAUAGAUUCUUCUAAUGACCUGUUAAAUUAUUAGACAUCAGGAUUGAUUUGUUAAUCCUGAAGGCGUUUUCUAGCACUCACCACAGAAAGGGUAAUUUUAGAAAUGUCUGCAGUGAUUUCUAGUCUUUAAGAAAUUUUAAUCCUUAAUCCCAUUAACUUUUAAGAGGUGUCUUUUGGCAUUGGCUUUAGAAUCUUUCCUAAUCAUCUUCUAAGUUGUUCACCACUACCUUCAUGGUUCAAGACUUUAUAAGCAUAAAUAUUCUGUAGCUCCAGAAUAUAGUUAUUAACCUUUAUUCUCAAGAUUGAACAUUUUGGCAAUCUAUACUUGUCAUCUUUAUCAAAUCUUCAAUCUUAAAUGAGCCAGGAUAACUAGUCUAGGGGAGCCUAAUUAUGGUGAAAGAUGGUUCUCAUGUGUGAUAGGUAACUUGGGAGUAACCCCUAUGGCUAAAACUUCAGUCCUUUUUCUUUAGAGUAACUUUAAAAUAUUAAAUUUCCCCUUUGGCUAUUUAAAAUCAAUUUAUUUACCUGCCAUUAAUUUCAUGUUAUUUGAUAUUACACCCAUUAAGAUCAUUGGUCUUACCAGGGAACUUAUUACUAUUUCAGUGACAUCUCAAUUUGUGUACAGUUGUGGAUUUUAAGACACUAAAGCUCUAGGCUCUGGGUGAAAAAUUUACUGCUAAAAUGCAUACUCUAGAAACUUAAACCUAAUGUGCCUUUUGAGUGUCAUGAUAGCCUUUCAACAUUACAACUAAACAUUAUAGUUACUACAAAAGCCAUGCUAUAUUAGUAUUUCUUUGUAGGUUUUUCAUUGAUGUAAGAAUGUUUGUUUUGAAGAGGCAGUCAACUGCUUUUCAAGUCAGUUUUGUUAAUGCAUUAAGUUUGCACUGGUUUUAAAAGCUUUGUGAAAUUUUAAAAAAUGGUAUCCAUUAGCCGUGCCUUAACAAUUUAAAAAAAAAAAAAAAACUCUCGCAGUGUCCACCUUCACAGGGCACUCUGCAUAUAUUGUAAAUAUCUUUUUCAGAAAAAGUGUGUUCCUCAAAAUAAACUGUAUAAAACGAU
Lepus europaeus (European hare) is the source of this 8652-nucleotide messenger RNA. It is a transcript of the gene DENND4C, whose product is annotated as DENN domain containing 4C. Gene Ontology annotation, biological process: regulation of Rab protein signal transduction. Gene Ontology annotation, cellular component: cytoplasmic vesicle. The record is from RefSeq and is a predicted model, not a curated record. The transcript has 33 exons. Gene Ontology annotation, molecular function: protein binding. NCBI's taxonomy places the organism in Eukaryota, Metazoa, Chordata, Mammalia, Lagomorpha, Leporidae. Bases 117 to 5993 code for a protein of 1958 amino acids.